AUCACAGCCUCUCUCUCUAUAACACUUAGUUUUCCUCGACUCAUUUUUUCUCGCUCUCAGUCUGUCUGUCUGGGUCUCCCUGUUCUUGUCUCUCGAGCUUCACUCUCUCUUCACCUCUGCAAAAGGGAGACAAAUGGGCUUCGCUUCCUUUCUGGGUCGUCUCCUCUUUGCUUCCCUCUUCAUCCUCUCCGCAUGGCAGAUGUAUGUUGAAUUUGAUGCCAAUGGUGGACCCAUUGCUAAGGAGUUGAUUCCCAAGCUCACUGUUCUAAAGAAAAAUUUGUCCUCCAAAUUGGGGGUAGGGCUACCAGAUAUUGAUGAACAGCAUUUUGUUGCAACUAUCAUAUUUCUAAAGGGGCUUGGAGGGAUUCUAUUUGUGUUUGGCAGCACACUUGGAGCUUUUUUCUUGCUUCUGCAUCAGGGGCUUACUACUCCACUUCUGCAUGAUUUCUAUAACUAUGGACCCAGCAAGCCUGAAUAUCAUCUCUUGCUGAACGAUUUCAUGCUGAACACAGCAGUUUUUGGAGCAUUGCUAUUCUUUAUAGGGAUGAAGAACACAAUUCCCAGGAGACAACUAAGGAAGAAGACCCCAAAAACAAAGACAGUUUAGGAAAUAGACCAAAAGAUGUAAUGCAUUUGUUUGCCAAUCUACUUAGUCGCAGCUUCAGGCUGAGUUGGGGAUAGUUACUUACACAUUCAGAUUUUUUGUUUAUUUGUCUGUGUUGGGAAUAGUUACUUACACAUAUUCAUAUUUUAUGUGUAUUUGUCAGUUGGAUCACAAUUUGGUUAUUGAUAUAUGUUUCCUCA
Molecule: messenger RNA, 804 nt
Organism: Lotus japonicus
Lineage: Eukaryota; Viridiplantae; Streptophyta; Magnoliopsida; Fabales; Fabaceae
Exons: 5
Coding region: 134-607 (157 amino acids)
Source: RefSeq, a predicted model, not a curated record